AUGAGUAGUACGUGUUCGCAGUUUUCAAACUCAGAAGCUACAAUUAUGUCAUUAGAUCCGAAGUAUGCGAAUUUGCCAUGGAUUGCACAUGGACAACCUGAUGUUUAUGAGGCUGGAGAACUGCCAGAGGCUGAUCAAUAUGUUCAGGAUACGUUGCAAGACACAGUGACAGCAAAAGAAAUCGAAACCGUCAAUCUGUCGGUAUCCGAGGCUCACAAGAAGUUUGCUAGCUUCAAUGUUGACGCUUCCAACGUCGACUUUUCCGACAGUAUAUCAGGCAGUGGCAAGAUUGGAUAUGCCGUUGAGACAAAUCAAUAUGAUUUUCUUUCUUCCGAGUCUAGAAACCAAGAAUCGCUUUUAAAAAGAUUUCAGCGUUUGCAGACUGAAACUCAUGAGCUAAUUAAGGAUAUUCAAAGCAUAUCUGAUCAGAGUGAAGUAAAUCCCAAGGAACCUUUUCCCGCAUCAAAAAUGUUGUCUUGUGUGGAAACACUUUGCGAAAAGUUAACUGAAAUACAGUCUACUGAUUUAACUACUGUCUCUUUGGAUGGAUCAGAUGCUGUCGGGAAAACAUUGCACAGCAAAAUUUUGAAGCAAAUCGAUGAGUUCAAACCAGAAAAGCCAAUGUCCAGAAAAGUAGAUGAGUCCAGCCACUUAGUUUAUGAAAUAUACGAUGGUAAAAGCAUCAUCCAGCAAACAGAUGCUGAGAAAUUGGCAGAUAUCGAUCGUCGGAUUCAUCAUAUAGAGACUCUCAUUGGCCAACCAGAUCCCAAUAGAGUGUCAGCUUUGACAGCAGAUACAGUGACUCAUGGUCUUUUAGAAGCAUGCUCACGUUUAUCCGCCCGUUCGUCGUUGUUUCAGCAAGGACAUCUUGAUAUGAUUGAAGCUCGUCUAACGUCGCUGCAGACGAAGUUACAGGCUGUGACCGAGAAGAGGGAAGCUAUCGCGGACUAUGAUAUGCAGAAUAAGAUAGCAGAACUGUAUGAACUCGUGAAAAAGUGGAAUGACGUGGCUGACAGUCUGCCAAUGAUAGUGGAACGUCUUAGUAAACUAAAAUCUCUACAUGAGGAAGCUUCUCAAUUCAGCCAGUCUCUUGGUAACAUUGAAUCAAGCCAGAAAAAUGUAGAAGCGAACUUAGCUUCUUACACUAAACUUUUAGCAGAACUAAAAAAUAACGUUUUGAAAACCAUGGAAGGCGUAAAGGAUAAUUUCUAUACAAUAGAAUCACAUUUCUCACAAGAACCCAAAUAA
This is a messenger RNA of Trichobilharzia szidati, 1248 nucleotides long. The record is from the annotation of a GenBank genome assembly. Lineage: Eukaryota; Metazoa; Platyhelminthes; Trematoda; Strigeidida; Schistosomatidae.